Molecule: messenger RNA, 564 nt
Organism: Trypanosoma cruzi
Lineage: Eukaryota; Euglenozoa; Kinetoplastea; Trypanosomatida; Trypanosomatidae
Exons: 1
Coding region: 1-564 (187 amino acids)
Source: RefSeq, a predicted model, not a curated record
AUGGAAGACGAAUACAUCUUUGUCUUUUUACUUUCCAGCAUGUGUGCCGCGGCUUGCCACAGCGUGGGCAGCCGUGCAGUGUUGCGUUUCAUCAUUCAUCCUGUUUGUCUUUUUUGUUUGACGCCCCGUUGUGGUUGUGUGUGCCCUCAGAUGCUUUUUUCUUUUUCUUUUUGUGACCGUAGGCAGACACACAACGACAAUUACACGAUAUAUGUAUUGCAGUGUACCCCUGCGAUGAGGCCCGUACCUUUUUGCGGUGCUGGGGCUCUGGUUGCAUGUAGGAACUCCGCUGCGGUGCAUUGCUGCAAGCACGACAAAGACCAAGACGACUCUACUCCUCGAGAGGGUUCCACGCCAUGCCCGGUGCGGGAGGUGAAGCGGUCUGCCUGCAGACUGUCGGACAAAACUGCACGACCGUUUCGCUGCGGUCAUUCCGUUGAUACCACCCGUGGCGGUGACGUCCACAAGAAUUCCGGUUCCGAGGUGGAUGGCUACAUCACUAUUUGGCAGCGUAACAUUGCAGGCCUCUCGUCCGUAAAAAAGAUUGCAUUUGUUGUGCGAUGA